CACCCAUGAGAAGAUGGCAUUGUCUGCACCGACUCCCCCUAUGCUUCCUCUCACCAAUCCGGAGGUGCGCGGCUCGACCAAUCAAAAAGCAGUUGGGUACAUAAGACGCGGCCAGCCUUGCAGUAUGCGCUUUGACCGCAGGGCGGCAGCACAUGUAAACACAUGGAAUCUUACACAAGCUAUUACCAAACGCUGAGGGCGACUUCUGUAACAUGCUACAGCCCCCUUUCACGAUCCUGCUGUCCCACCGAAGUGUUCUGAGACAGGAGGGAGCUGUUACAUCACUGAGACAACAAUGAAGUCCAUCGCCUGUAUCUCCUCCUCUGUCCGAGCGGCUUGUCAGCAGACCUCAACGUGUUUCCCACUGAAUCGUGGUCUGAUUCGUUGUAGUUCAGUGUCAAGAUGCACGAAUGUGGAUUUUACCAGCAGAACUGUAGUUGCGCAACAACCGUGCGUAACCGGUGUGCGUUCUUUACACAGCAUGCACGUAAACACAGCAGUAGUCCAGCAGGUGAGUGCAGCCUCUGCUCCUAUCCCGGUGCCAGAGAAAAGAGAGGAUGAACUGACUGUGUACCAGGCUGUAAGACACAUGCCAUCUAAAGCAGCGUCAGGAUCAGCUCCACACUUAUCUUCAUACAGCCCAUACAUCAAAACACAGGGCAAUGAAGCUGCACUAGUCUCUAUUCAGUCUCUGUUUGAAGGGGAUGUGAUCCCUGAGCUGUGCUCCAGGCUGGCACACCUCCCCAGCAACGACAGGGCAGAGGGACUAGCCACUUUACUCGGAGCAUGUGCUGAAUUUGGCCUGGAGGCUAACAGCCCUCUGGUGCUUAGACUGAAGAGUGAGUGCCUGGGGCUCCUCUCCAACAGGGACAUCAUGGUGGCAAAGCUCUGCCACCUGGGUGAGGUGGCACACGCCCUGGAAGGCUGCCAGUCAGCGAUGGUGACAGAGGUCCUGGACUCCAUAGGUGCUGCUGUGGAGGAGAAAGUUGUUUCUCCCAGCGAGGCUGUCAGAGUCUACUCCCUGCUGGCUCUGAGUUACAACCCUGCCAGCCAGAAGCAGACACUCAUGCUGUCCACUUUGCACACACACACACAGAGGCUGGUCCACCGACUGAGAGCCAGUCAAGUCAGCAAUAUUCUGCAGUGCCUGGUGAAGUUACAGCAGAGACAGGCUAUUUCCCUGGUACUGAGGCUGAGUCAAAGGGCAUCACGGAUCUUUAAAGCUUUCAGCGACAAUGAAAUAAUCAGGGUGCUCUCUGCGCUGAUGAUACUGGGACAGCAUCAUGAGGACAUCCUGGCUGCUAUGGAGAAACACCUGCCAGGGAGGCUGGGAGAGUGUGAUCCUGAGCUGAUCAGUACCGUCAUGGAGUACUGUUUGCAAAUGAGGUGCCGUUCUGAGCUGAUCUUUGAAGCUGCGGCUGAGAACUUUGUGUGCCAUGCUGAGAAGCACACUGACCUUCAGAUAGCCAAACAGAUUGUUGCCAUGGGGAGACUCAACUACCUGCCACAGUGCUCCAGUCAGAUGUUCAAGAAGCUCGAGAGCAUUUUAUCAACAAGGUUUUCCCAGUUCCAGCCUCGCUCACUGAUUGAGGUGUUGCACGCCUGCAUCCACCUGGAACGCUUUCCGCUCAACUACAUAUCCAAAGUUUUCAGCCUGUACUUCCUACAAAGGCUGCAAGCACAGGGGGAGACAUUGGACAAGAAUGCAUUGGGACAACUGACACAGCUCCACCUCUCCACCUCACUGGAGUGUACAUACUACCGGGGUCCCAGACUGCCACACUCCCUCCAUGUGUUGAGGUUCUCCUCUGUGGACCAGGCUUUUGAGACACCCAUGGAGAGUCUCCUGUACAAACAUGUCAAAGGACCGCUAACACAGCUGCUUGGGGGAAAGUUUUUCUCUACCAGCAUCCUUACUCCUACUGGAUACACAAUAGACGUGGAGAUCUGCCUGGAUGAGAAGGGAUACGUUCUGCCUCUUUCUCAGUGGGAUCACACAUACAAGAGGAUGGCACUGUGUUUAGAUGGUCAAAACCGUUUCUGCAGCAACACGCAACACCUGCUGGGGAAGGAAGCCACGAAGAGGAGACACCUUCGCAGGAUGGGCUAUGAGGUGGUGCAGAUCCCUUACUUUGAAUUUGAGAGGCUGAGAACUAAGGAACAGGUCCAAUAUCUUCACAACAAGAUCUUUCCCACUAUCUUCAAGUUCAACCACUGACCACUCAGUCACCUCACAGGUUCAGUGCAAGUUAAAGUUGUCAGUAGACAGUAGUCAAACCAGAGGUUCCUCAGAGACUUUAAAUGGCUGACCUGUGAAGAAUUAUAAAGAAGAUAUAAGGCUGUGCUAUUCAGCUUCAGCACACACAUAUCCUAAUGUCAGGGUACGAAUCUUACAAUCCAAAUAAGGCAAUAGAAGGAAAUAA
Molecule: messenger RNA, 2423 nt
Organism: Lates calcarifer (barramundi perch)
Lineage: Eukaryota; Metazoa; Chordata; Actinopteri; Centropomidae
Product: FAST kinase domain-containing protein 3, mitochondrial
Exons: 10
Coding region: 296-2218 (640 amino acids)
Biological process (GO): regulation of mitochondrial mRNA stability; mitochondrial RNA processing
Cellular component (GO): ribonucleoprotein granule; mitochondrial matrix
Molecular function (GO): RNA binding
Source: RefSeq, a predicted model, not a curated record